UGUCUGGAGCUGGAAGUGCGAGGCGUGUGUGUUUCAUGAGCCUGAGAGAAGUCUGCAAACGGACAUAAUCAACACUGUCUUCACGUUGCCUUUCCCCGAGAAAUCCUCUGCUGAAUUGCAUGCCUGAUAGCGCAGACUAAUUUCUGCAUGGACUUUUAACUUUCUGUUGACUGAACUGAGGACUGCAACACAAAGCCAAGACCUUAAGGAAUAUUAAAGACUCAAAUAAUAGUGGUCAAGAUGUUGAUCACAAUGCUAACGGCCAUGUAUGUGAUGGUGAAAGUUGUAGAAUCGAUUGGGGCUCAAUUUGCACAGAAAGACGAACCUUUGCCUUACAUGGUCUCUCAGCCUUUGCCCUGGCAGGUUCACUCUGUGUCUCACAGCCGGAGGAGCAGCAAAGCAGAAGAGUUUGACGGCUACAGGAGGAACAGCAUAGGCGUAUACAGAAAGAGCUCCUGUACCAGCAAUGGCACAUGUGGCAAACCAUCAGUUCCUCCUCUUAGCCCUGUCGAAGUUGAAAAAGCAGCAUCUACCAUCCAGAACCACUUCAGGAAGUUCCAGCAGAAAAAAAACAAGAACGACAAAUAGAUGAACAGUGAGGGUUGCUGUGUUGCAGGUGCAAUUACUUUCAAAGGCAACAGGAAGCAGGUGGGCCAUGUUGAUUCACCUCAGAUUAAACAUAACAGCCUAUAAGCAAAAUUUGCAUUAAUGCUGAAAUUAGUUCUGAAAAUAUAUCACAGGAAUCCAAGCAGUAACAUAAAGCAGUAGCCUUUAUGACAAGUGUUGUAGCGUCACUAAGAAUUCAAGAUGACAAUUGAUGUGAAUUUGUGUGUCUGAAUGAAUGGUUUUCAUGUGCAUUGCUGCCAGGGGGGGUUGUUAAAAUGUGUGUAUUUUUUUGAGCAUGCGGUCAUUUUUAUGACUUAUUUUAAAAACGUGGCAAAAACUAUGAACAUAUGUUCCUUUCAAUGCGUCCUUGUUGAAUUUUAAAUCCAGGAUAUAAAUAAAAUUGUCUUUAAGACUUUGUUGGA
Molecule: messenger RNA, 1028 nt
Organism: Poeciliopsis prolifica (blackstripe livebearer)
Lineage: Eukaryota; Metazoa; Chordata; Actinopteri; Cyprinodontiformes; Poeciliidae
Exons: 4
Coding region: 241-588 (115 amino acids)
Source: RefSeq, a predicted model, not a curated record